Molecule: messenger RNA, 2200 nt
Organism: Fusarium odoratissimum NRRL 54006
Lineage: Eukaryota; Fungi; Ascomycota; Sordariomycetes; Hypocreales; Nectriaceae
Exons: 1
Coding region: 134-1876 (580 amino acids)
Molecular function (GO): oxidoreductase activity, acting on CH-OH group of donors; flavin adenine dinucleotide binding
Source: RefSeq, a predicted model, not a curated record
AAGAGCGCGGGGAGCACUAUCAUUAUCCGCAAGCAUAUAAGGACUGACGUCUAGCCUUGUGAAAUUCAGCAUAUCAGCACAAUCAGACAUAACUUCAAAUUCAACAUAUCUUCUGACAUUCUCAUAAUCAGACAUGGCUGUCAAUAACGGUGCUUAUUUCGACUUUAUCGUCGUCGGAGGCGGUACAGCCGGCAACAUCGUCGCCGCCCGCCUCGCCGAGAACCCCAAUGCCAGAAUCCUCGUCAUCGAGGCAGGCAUCGGGACCUCCAAAGACAACGAAGAGAUCCGUACCCCAGGACUCGCAAUGGACAUCCGAGGCAGCAAAUACGACUGGGCCUAUAAAACAACUAUGAUCAAACGCGACGACUAUGAACGUAUUGAGAAGCCUAAUACCCGCGGCAAGGCCCUUGGCGGCAGUUCGUCGCUGAAUUAUUUCUCUUGGGUACCUGGAUCUAAGGGCACAUUUGAUAUGUGGGAGGAAUACGGUGGAAAAGAAUGGACUUGGGAGCCUCUUGUUCCUUAUCUGAGAAAGAGUGUGACUUAUCAUGACGAUGCUGGAUUAUAUGCCCCUGAACUUAAGAAGAUUGGUGCAGGAGGCCCGAUUCCUAUUGCCCACGCAGAGCUUAUGCCAGAGAUGAAACCAUUCCGAGAACUCCUCACCAAGGCUUGGAAAUCUACCGGCGAGCCUAUCUCUGAGAAUAUCUUUGACGGGACAAUGCGCGGUUUGGUUCAUAGCGUCAACACGAUCUACAAAGGCAGACGAUCGGGCAGUUUCCUUGCGGUUGCGGACAAACCUAACAUCACCAUUUUCCCCGAGGUUCACUCUAAGCGUCUGAUUAUCGACCAAGCAGACCGCAUUGCUAAAGGCGUGACUGUGAUCACAGCCUCUGGGGAGGAGCUCGACCUUUACGCUACCCGCGAGGUCAUCGUAUCUCAGGGCGUGUUUGAGACCCCGAAGCUCCUUAUGCUCAGCGGCAUUGGACCAAAGACCGAGUUAGCCAAGCAUAACAUCCCUUUGCUAGUCGACUCGCCGCAUGUCGGUCAGCAUCUUCUGGAUCAUCCAGGUGUUCCCUUCGUCCUCAAGAUCAAGGAUAGUUACUCCAUGGAUAAUCAUGUCCUGCGCAAGGGCGCUCUUCAGGACAAGGUCAUGUCAGCCUACGCCAAUGGCCAUGCCGGACCAAUGGGAUCACCUUUUCUCGAGAUGAUUGGAUUUCCUAGAAUUGAUUCAUACCUCGAGAAGUCUCCCGAAUACCGCGCCGCAAAAGCUGCUAAUGAUGGUCUUGACCCUUUCUGCCCUUAUGGCCAGCCCCAUUUCGAGCUUGACUUUAUUCCUCUCUUCGGCAGUGCUUUCCAAUGGCACUUCCCGCACCCUAACAAAGGUAGCUACAUGACCGUCAUGGUUGAUCUCGUUCGUCCUGUCUCAGAGGGCGGCGAAGUCACUCUCAACAGUUCUGAUCCCUUACAACAAGCCAAUAUCAACCUGAAUUACUUUAACAACGACCUCGACAUCAUUGCCAUGCGCGAAGGGAUCCGGUUCUCUUAUGAUGUACUCAAGAACGGAGAAGGAUUCAAGGAUAUCGUUGAGGACGAGUACCCUUGGGACAUGCCACUUCACGAUGACGAGGCUAUGAAGAGGACGGUUCUGGAUCGGUCACAGACUUCAUUCCACCCUUGCGGAACGGCUCGUCUCGCCAAGAGUAUCGAGGAGGGCGUGGUGAACCCCAGCCUUCAGGUGCAUGGGAUCAAGAAUCUUCGUGUUAUUGACGCCUCUGUCAUUCCUGUUAUUCCGGACUGUCGUAUCCAGAACUCGGUUUAUAUGGUGGCUGAGAAGGGUGCUGAUGCGAUCAAGCGCGAUCAUGCGGAUCUGUACCAUUGAUUGGGAUUUGGAAGUUCUGACCUAGCUAGUCAAGCAGUCUUGAGAAAGAAGUCCAGCUUACCACUGGGCUCUGGUGUCAUGGCUCAGCAAGAGUAUACCUUACGAAUAUUUCGCAUUGCUACGAUUCCAUAGGCCAGUCUUCUCACCCCCCUCACCUUCAGUUAGGUUUUAUCAUAACCCUGUUUGGUAAAAGUGCAUGACCGUUUCAAGCGUUGGAAAUUAUGGUUGUCACAGACGUAUGCACUGAAAACUGACAAAUAAUGAAUAUUCCUGCUCCUCUCACGAUGUAACAAGCACUGAUCAACAUAUUUGCCGUUACCCGCG